Molecule: messenger RNA, 7772 nt
Organism: Oncorhynchus keta (chum salmon)
Lineage: Eukaryota; Metazoa; Chordata; Actinopteri; Salmoniformes; Salmonidae
Exons: 21
Coding region: 387-6971 (2194 amino acids)
Biological process (GO): regulation of apoptotic process
Molecular function (GO): protein binding
Source: RefSeq, a predicted model, not a curated record
ACCCUGAUGUUAAAUACAGGCGAAGAUGUUCCGAUUUCAGAACGAUUUAGAGCACAGUUGAAAAGUUAAUACGCGGACUAUAAUGGACUAAUUAGACAAAUUAAAGCAGUAAUUUUCAAUGCGUGAGAUAAAACGUGUGUCUCCCGGCCAAUGCUUGAGAGUUGGCAGCUCGGGGGAAGGCUAGGGCUACAGUAACAUAACCUAUACGGAGGCUAUGAUAUCUCAAGUAGUGGCACUCAUAAAAAUAGCUUUACACUGAAUUCUGAUGACAGGACAACCUGAGCAUAAAAGACAGAUGCUGGCACUAAGACCGCUGAGACUUCAAUAUUCCAAGGUACGAAGGCAGACAAAGUUUACAGAUAUGAAGCUGUAAGGGAACCCACAACAUGGCAAGCACACAGCAGUCUGCUUUUGAGUAUGUCCAAAAUGGCAGAGCUCUUCUUGAGGGUCACCUCCAGAAACCCUCCUUGGUCGUUGAUGAGUUGCGAAAGAAUAACAUCUUCAGCGAAAAACAAGUUAGAGAAAUUAAAUCCCAUAAAAAGAGGUCUGUCAAAACCAGAAAGAUGCUGGACAUGAUUAUCAAGAAAGGGGAAUAUGCCAGUUAUGAACUGUUAAAAAUAUUGUACAACACAAGGAACCAAACCUUACCAAAAACAAACCCUACCCAGAAUCAACCUCGCCACCCAGAUUUACAUCAAUGGAUCAGCUGCUUUUCGUUUACAGAUGACCCAGAUUUACAGAGUGGCCUCGUCUCUGAAUCAGGGCCUUGUGAGAGGUACAAAAGGCAGCUGCGAACAAAAGCUGUUGAGUUUCUUCACGCAAAAUGGGACCAGCACAUGCAUUUCCUCAAAGACAAGGCAAAAUGCAAACCCUUUACUUACAUUCCUGUCGUUUUGGACACCGACUCGAGUGAGCUGUCCAAAACUAAAAGCAAGUACAAAAAAGCACGCUCUAAGAAACUUAAGACUUACAUUCCAAGAGACAAGGGAAAACUGUCCCCUGGUCACUUACUGGAAAGCAGUGAGAAAAAGAUUCUACUUGUUGGUAAACCUGGCAUUGGAAAGACAACUGUUGUCCAGCAAGUUUUAAAUAUCUGGGCAGAGAAUGAGAAUCCUCAAGAGAGUUACAUGUUCUACUUUGAUGAGCCUUCGAUGAGAUCAAUGUCUCACUCUUCACAGCCCUCAUCCUUGAGGUCUCUGCUGUUUGAAAGAUACCUUAAGCCAGAGGAAGGCACAGAGGAUGUGGUGCUGUGUGAUAUUCAAAAUAAUUCAGAAAAUGUUAUCUUUGUGUUUGAUGGGAUCAUGGAUGUGAUUGGCAACCCCGUGCUAAAUAACAUUUUGGCAAAAGAACUUCUGUGUGAUGCCAAGAUUCUGACCACGUGCAGACCAGAGGCAGAAGACUGCGAUUUUUUAUCUGACUGGCCGUCUUACAGAGUGGAGGUCCAAGGAUUCAACAAUGAGUCCAUCCAUGCUUACUUAAAGUGGAUGUUAGGCACUGAGGAUGACUAUGUUUGUAGUGUUGCGAGCAACGAUGCACUAUUCAGUCUAUGCCAUGUCCCAAUGUACGCUUUCAUAGUGACUGCUUGUAUUUCAUUUAGUCCCUGUGAGGCUAAAAACCACCCAUGCACCAUAACAGAAAUGUAUGUGCGGAUCUUUCGUCAUUGCAUGAAAAGACAUGGUGACCAAAAUGUUGAGUAUCUGGAUAAGUACAUUCAUGACAAUAUGGGGAACAUCAAGGUUCUAGCUAUAAACUCUUUCCAAGCAUUACUUGCGAAAACCGUAAACUUGACAGAAAUGGAUUGCAAGGACAACAGUGUUCAACAUGCGUUCUUGACGUCCAGUUCAGCAAAGGAAUCGUCAACUGGCCAUUCGUUUGCUUUUCUCCACAACACGAUGCAGGAGUUUUGGGCUGCUCUUUUUCUGUUGAUGACACCUGGAAACAUCACCUCCGUCCUUCAACAGUGUCAGACAGAAGAAGGAAAGUACUUGAAGUACAUUGUGUCCUUCCUCUGUGGACUCUUGUCCAGUGACAUUGCUGAAUUGAUUAACUGUGUAGUGCCAGAGGACCAGAUAAGGGAAAUAUCUUACAUAUACCUUGAGAAAGUCAUAGACACCUUCCUCGGGCCUGCAAUACUACAGCGACAUGAUGAGUCCCAUACCUUCCUCGGGCCUGCAAUACUACAGGGACAUGAUGAGUCCCAUACCUUCCUCGGGCCUGCAAUACUACAGGGACAUGAUGAGUCCCAUACCGACUUGGAUGCUGAUCUCCUCUUCGUUUGCCAGUGCUUGUAUGAGCACCAGUCACCCGAAGCCUGUUCACUCCUUCUACAAAAAGUGGAGUAUGAGCUUGAUCUCAGUGGACAAUAUCUCGAUCCUCAACAGUGCUGUGCUGUGUCAUAUGUGAUCAACCAGUCCACAAACAAGAAUGUCUGUCUGUACCUGAUUGACUGCACUUUCUCUGAUCCAGGAUUGAGGCUGAUUCUGGGCUCUUUGAAAAAUCUUCAAUGUCUCAGAUUGGAUCCCACUACACGAUGUCAGGUGUGGAAAGCUGCUCUUCACUCAGGGAACCCGAGUGACUCUGAAGGCUUGCUAAGACUGUGUGAAUAUGAAAUUCACUUAAGGGUCAUGGAGAAACAGGACCAAAAGGUAUGGGAGAGAGUGGGAGAGGUCCUGAAGCACAAGAGACCAGAGAAGGUCAAACUCUGUCUACAUUUGGUUGACAACUCACUGCAUGCAGCUAAUUCCUUGGGAAAGAGCAUAUUUGACCAUUUGCCAAACGUUGAGGCUAUCAGGUUUGUUGAACCUGUUGAUCUGAGACGAUCAUUAGUGGCAUGGACAAUGGAGGUGAGGUCAUUCCAGCAGGAUAUCUUGCUGCACGGGGCUCUGUACCAGAUGGAGACAGGACUGAAACGGGUAGAGGACCUGCAAGCAGUGCUUUGUCUGGCUAGCACAUAUUCUUUAGAGGAACAGAGCAAAUUCAUUUUGAGUUUGUACCAACAUAUAGGAAAAUAUGAGAAUGAUGAAGGUGUAGCAGUUCUACCAACAUUGCAGCCAGUUUUCAAGUCAUUUCCUGCAGUCUGGUACAUACACUUUGCUGAUACGAAGGCCUCUGUCCUCCUUGAUGUGAUGAAACUCCAAAACGUGAAGAAACCAGUGGAGCUGUGGUGGUCAAAUGAUGAAUGUGACAUGAGCCUCAUUCAUUGUUUGCCUUAUAUUUCACAGCUAAGGUUCAAUGACUGCAUUCUGAUCCAGUAUGAUGACACUAAAGGAACCAUUGAAGGCCUUUUGAAACUAUUCUGUUUUGCAAAGCAGCGUCAGCUUGAGACAGGAGAGGAGACACUGAGGAUGCUGUCGACGGUAUGCAGCUACUCAAACUUCCCUUUUGCGAGUGAUAACAAAGACGAACAGAGUGAUUUUCUGCUAGAUUUAUACUCCUCUGCAAAGUCGUUUGAACUUGAAUUGGAGGGCCAAAUUCUCCCAUCAUUGUUGACAGUCUUUCAGUCAGCUCAGCCUGCAGCCUGGGUCCUUGACCUCGGUACAGACAAGGCCCCCAUCCUACUUGAGGUGCUGAAACUCCAAACAGAGAAGAAACCAGUUAGACUGAAGGGCUGGCUAGAAACUGAUAAAAGCAAAAUAGAGAGUUUUCUUCGGUGCGUACCAUAUAUUUCACAACUGAGGAUUAUUCCUCAAGAUGAGAGUGAUACAGAGGUGAAGAUGCCUACACUGACUUCUGAGCAACUAAAGAGAUUCUUCCUUUUGCACCUGCUUGAUCAUGGAGAUCUGGACAACACUGAGACAGGACAGAGCUCUGUUGAGGAACUGUUGUCAGUUCUUGGGUUUGCUCAUUCAGACGACUCUCCAGAAAGGUGCUUGUUUCUGUUAGAUCUGUUCUCACAUGGGAAAGACUAUGAGACUCAAACAGGCAGAAAAGUUUGUCACGCAUUACUUCCUGUUUAUCGGUCAGCCCCUGCAGUCUGGUCCAUAGACCUCUCGGAGAGAAAGGGCUCUCUAAGCUGUGAUGACCAGUUCCAGCUGUCUCUGUGGGGUGCACUCCCUGUCGGCUCAGAAUGGGAUGCACAGCUAGCCUCCUCACUCCUCCAGGCCCUAGACUACACCAUCACAUUGUCAGGGUGGUUGCCCACUGUAACCUGCAAGGCAGUAGGUGCAGUCCUAGGCCAAUCUGCCCCUGGAGAAAAACUCAACGUCAGUCUCAUCCCAGAUAGUAUCUCAUUCCAAGGAGCUGCAUUACUCUUCAAACAAGUGAAAGAGUUUCACAAACUUAAGGUAAACGAAAUGUCAACAGCAAAGCUGGCCAGAUUGGCAAGGUCAAUGACAUGCCGAAGACCAAUGGUCGUUGAGGAGCUGACUCUUGUCUUGUCUAGGCCAAUUCCAAAAGAAGGGGUGCAGUGUAGAGUGCUCAGUGGUUUAGCUUUACUCCUUAGAGUUUGGACUGUAAGGAUCUUAAAUCUGAUAGACUGUCCAAUCCAGGGUUUCCUUCUCACUACCUUGUUGUGUCAUCAGGGUCCACUCACUAUCAGACUGAGUAAGGAGACUCGGCAGCAGCUGGCUGUUGUGGUGUAUGAGGCUCAGGAUGAGGAACUGACCAAAUGCUUUCUGGAAAAGUCGGGUAGUGAUCUGUCUAACUGUACACUGGACUGGGAUGUGCUUCACUACCUGCUGAAGACCACCACACAACCCAUCACCAUCAACCCCAGGAGGAGCAGAAUCAGAGACCAAUACAUACCUUAUCUCCUCCCUUUGCUGAAGAAUGUUCACUUUCAAAGGACAAGCUCCCACUUUGAGAGGACAGCUCUGAGAGAAAUACAUGAGCAACGUGCUGGUCACUUGGUGAACAGUUUAGUGAAGUCAUCAGAUGACUGGAUCGACCUGAACAACCUGGUUUUGAACCAUGAUGACUGUGAAGCGCUUCGUUUUGCCCUGCACUACAGUGACGGUGUCAAACUCAACUUGUUGUUGACCAUCCUUCCAAAGGAGGAAAUGGAGAGCAUUCUGACUCUUCUACACAGAGUCUCUGAGCUCAGGGUCGAAAGGAAACUAUUGCUGGAGCUGCUCCAUACCUGUGCAGGAUUGAGAAGGAGAAGAGGAGUGGCACCUGCACUCCUGACACUGCUGCAUCACAAACUGGACCUCUCCUGCUCCUCUGCCAUGGACCUGUUUGGGCAGGAGAAGACUGUUUUGAGCCUCAGUUUUGGAGACUGUAGGGUAAUCUCCGCGGCCAUCCAGGAAGCUGAUGGUGACACAGAGCUGAUCCUACACGACUGCCAUGUUGAGGAUGAAGGAAUAGAGGAGCUGUUUCAUGUUUUGCACAGGAUUCAUAUGAGCUUUGGAAAACCUCUUCUGCUGCAACUCCUGCACUUGAUAUUUGUGGAAGAUUGCGACAGGUCAGUGAGGCUUGCUUCAUUACUCUCCAGAGCCCUAGAAAAGAAGGUGGACCUCAGUCAUAGCCCUUUAAACUCGAGGGCCUGUUCAACACUUGCCUUGGUUCUAGAACACUCGGAAGGGCUUUCCGAGCUGGACCUCAGUGACUGCCACCUCACUGACACACAACUGGACGUGCUGCUCCCACAUCUGCACAAAGUUCAAGUCCUGAAUCUUUGCAAUAAUGAAAUCACCGACAAAGGUGCUGUGAAACUUAACCUAUACAUGAUCGGCAAUAGCUUCACAGAAACUGUAUGGCUCUCCAGCAACAUGAUUACUGAGUUUGACAUCUUAUUGGCGGACAACCGCUACAAACUGUGGCCAGGUCAUGUGGAGCCUGGGUGGCACGAUCAGCGCGUUACUUCCCUGGGAUCUACCGCUGUGACAAAUGAGACCUCUAAAAAAAAACCCCUCAUUGAAGAAUUUGAUCCUGACAAAACACUAACAGACAAGAUUACCUACAGGUUCCAGUGUGGGUCUCGUGGCAGGUUUCAGUGCAGAGCUACAGGGCUGGUUUUUGGGAUGAGGGGGGCAGGAAUUGUGGAGUACAGUGUGGUCCACUGGGACAGGGAUAUCCUUGCAAACACCAGCUAUGAGCCUGCAGGCCCCCUGUUUCAACUCAGGAGUCCAGAGGGACAUAUGUACCAACUACAUCUACCUCACUGCGAGGUUAAGGUGUCUGCAGCUGAGAACCUUCUUGUGGCCCACAUAUGCAGAAAGAACAGGGAGUUCUUAAUACCCAAGGUGACACACUCACACGUGAUUGUAAGCAUUAGUGGGCUUUCAAAUUAUGGAAAAGCUCGUAAAAAACAAUCCAACAGCAACCGUAUCCAAGGACAGGUGCUACUGUUCCUUGAGCCUGAAGCAACUCCAGAAGAGCAACGGCUCUGGGUGUUCCUGCUGCCCCGAGACAUGCCGCCAGACCAGGUGGAAAAUCAGCACAAAGAGUUCACAUUCAUUAAGACCAGCUCAUCCUGUAUGCUGACACCCACAGCCAAAUAUAGUGUGACUUCUGACCUCAAACAAGGCUUUCUUGUUCAACCCAAAAAAUACACUUUGCACAUUGCACAUUGCACAUACCAACACGCCACCUUUGAGGUCUUCUUGAACCGUAGUAUCACAGAACUCAAAAUGAAAAUUCUGGAGACAAAGCUAAAGACGAGGAAACGCUGGUGUCGCCGAGUGAUUCUCAACACACCACGGGGUCUCACCAUAUCUCCUCCCCUACUUUCAUCAGAUAAUGCUGCUAAGAUAAAAAGAUUCAAUGAGCAGCAGUGGAUAAAGAACCUGUGUGACAUACUGAGAGAACUGUCAAAGGACGAAAUUAAGAAGCUUAAGUCAAUGAUGAGGAAUAAGGAACAAAAGCCAAUCCCCAAGAGUGCUCUGGAGGGACGAAAAAGCCCUGAGGAGCUUGCAGAGCUGAUGGUGGAGACCUGGGGAAUGCAUGACUCCAUCAAGGCCACCAAAGAGUUCAUGGAGAGACUGCCACGCAAUGACGAUCGAGUGACCUCCUUGCUGCAGCCAUUCUUGUAGCAUUUUGGCAAAGGGUGGGAGAUGAUGGAAGUGUGGUGGCUACCUGCAAAAAACUAUGGGAGUAUGCUUUUACAAGGUCCAAAACUCAGGGAAAAUCAAAUCCAUUGAAAUUGAUAUAAUGAACAGAGCAUUUAGAGAACAAAUAUAUUGUAUUGCAGUUAUCUUUAAUUUUGUAAACUUUUUGGGGAAAAAAUCAAGUUCAGUUGAACAAUAUAUUUUGAGUUUUUAUGUAUAUUUCUAUAUUUUAAAACUUUUUUUUAAUCACUGAAAUAUGUACAGUAUGACCAACGACAACUUUGUAGUUCAAUGUAUAUUUAUAUUUGUAAACUUUUUUUUCAACCAUCAGAAUAAUAUGUAAAGUAUGACCAAUUACUUUUUAUACCUGUUUGAAUCUUGGUGUUGUCUCAUCCACACAUUCGGAUAAAACCAUGAAUCUAAUCCAUGGCCAAUUAUUGUUCUACCCUUUCACUGUCAUAACGGUGCAAAUCUUUGCCGCAAAUCCUAAAACUAGUAUGUAUGAUUAUUGCUAUCCUCAUUUCAUCAGGAAAGACAAAAAUGCCAAAACCCUCAUCAUUAGUGUACUUGCUGUUAUUCCCUCUUAAUAGUCACAGUUUGCAUCACAUAGUAACCAAUUCUUGAUAUUAACCAAUCGCCUACACUGUUGUGCUUGUUUUUAAUUUUUUUUAUUAAAUGUGCUUUUCUAUGCAAUAAAGAUUAGGGUACAAACUGAGCAAUGACCUACAAUAUUGGUAGGCCUAAACCUAAUAUUUUGUUGAUUAAAUACAUUAUUUAGAUUGUAAA